Calliphora vicina (urban bluebottle blowfly) is the source of this 616-nucleotide messenger RNA. Its product is annotated as defense protein l(2)34Fc-like. Bases 65 to 544 code for a protein of 159 amino acids. NCBI's taxonomy places the organism in Eukaryota, Metazoa, Arthropoda, Insecta, Diptera, Calliphoridae. The transcript has 2 exons. The record is from RefSeq and is a predicted model, not a curated record. Gene Ontology annotation, cellular component: membrane.
AAGUAACAUCAGUCAAACUAAUAAGAUCGAUAUUUACAUCACCUUUUAUAAUAAAAUAAAAACAAUGUUUCGUGCUAUUUUAAUUGCCUGUUUAUUGGUUGCACCUGCCCUGGGUCAUUCGGUAGGAGCUCCAAAUGCUGUUUGUACUAAUGGUCUACGUGUUGGACAUCAUGCUGAUCCUCAAACCGGUGAGGCACCUUAUAGCUUUUCGGGCGAGAAUGCGGUAAAAUCGGGUGAGAAAAUUAAAAUCACCUUGAGUGGUGACGAUUUCCUGGGUUACGUUUUGCAAGCUCAAGAUGACAAACAAGAACCCAUUGGUACCUUUAAAAUACUCGAAGACAACAAAUCACAACUUUUAACUUGUUCAGCUGAAGGGGACACUUUAACCCAUGUCCAGUUCGACAAAAAACCUAUUACCAGUGUGGAGUUCGAGUGGUUGGCACCUGCUGAUUAUAAGGGAAAUGUUAAAUUUGUUGCAACAGUGGUGAAAAAUUACAAAACAUUCUGGGAACGCAAGGUAACCAAGGAUGUUACCGUAGAAUAAAUUUUAAAGAAAGUUUAAAAAAAUGUAUUCAAAAAAAUAUUUAAAAUAAAUACUUGAGCAUAUUAAAACUUA